AUAAACGAGGCCAUGAAAAACAAUCCCCUCAGCAACAAUAUGACCAAAAAAUAAUUGUAAAAUACCACAGAGCACCUUCUUAGCCUCCCUUUUCCAUGGCUUUCACAGCCGCUCCUCAGGCUUCACACACUUUCUUACUUGGGAGCCCAACAACAACAGCAGCAACAAGAAGAGGAGCAAGAAGAGCAACAACUAGAAAAGCAACAACCCAUGUCAGAUUACACGUGUCAGCAUCACAAGGGCCAAGCAAAUCUGAGAGGGCCCCACCAGGAGUUGAUACAAGAAUCCAUUGGGAGAAUGAGGAUGAAGGUUGGAUUGGAGGAAGCAGUGCAACUAGCAGCAGCAAAGCACAGCAGGCACAAGCAGAGCAAGAGCAGCAGAGCAAUCUCUUGGAAGACAAGUUUGCUGAUUUGCUGAAUGACUCAAUUUCUGAUUCUCAUUACCAGUUCUUAGGAGUAUCAGCAGAGGCUGAUCUAGAAGAAAUCAAAGCUGCUUACCGAAGACUAUCCAAAGAGUACCAUCCAGACACCACUUCUCUUCCCCUAAAGACUGCAUCCGACAAGUUCGUGAGGCUAAGAGAAAUUUAUAACGUGUUGAGCAACGAAGAGACCCGUAGAUUUUACAACUGGACACUUGCUCAAGAGGCUGCAAGCCGCCAAGCAGAAAUAAUGAGAAUGAAGUUGGAGGAUCCUUAUGUGAAAGAAGUAGAGAAGUACAAACCUGUGCCGGAUAUGGUUGAUCGUCUAGGUGGAAGGAACAUGGCGCUGGGCGAUCAAGCAAUGACUGCUCUCACCAUUGAUGUUUUCAUUAUCAUUUUUGCUAUUUGUUGUAUCAUAUUUGUGAUCUUCUUCAAAGAGCCAUAUUACUAGAUAGCUUGAUAAAUAGCUUAGAAACAUAGCUUAUGGCUAUAGUAACUGAUACAAGUACACAUUAUUAUUCAAGAAAAGUGCACAUUAAUCUAUUCUCAUAGAAAA
Molecule: messenger RNA, 974 nt
Organism: Prunus persica (peach)
Lineage: Eukaryota; Viridiplantae; Streptophyta; Magnoliopsida; Rosales; Rosaceae
Product: NAD(P)H-quinone oxidoreductase subunit T, chloroplastic
Exons: 2
Coding region: 96-869 (257 amino acids)
Source: RefSeq, a predicted model, not a curated record